Oncorhynchus gorbuscha (pink salmon) is the source of this 4440-nucleotide messenger RNA. It is a transcript of the gene srlb, whose product is annotated as sarcalumenin. The record is from RefSeq and is a predicted model, not a curated record. Gene Ontology annotation, molecular function: GTP binding. The transcript is spliced from 8 exons. Lineage: Eukaryota; Metazoa; Chordata; Actinopteri; Salmoniformes; Salmonidae. Bases 53 to 1591 code for a protein of 512 amino acids.
UACCUUGGUAUAUAUAGUCAGUGAGGCUAUCAGAGUUCUCCUGGCAGCCAUCAUGAAGGGUAUAGUCUCAAUCUGCUGCUUCUUCAGCCUGCUUGUCCUGGCCUUAGCAGAGGAGGAGGUGGAGGAUGUCCUGAGCCACAUCCUGAGAGACAGAUCACACAUCGACGAGACACUGAGGCUGGCCUCUGAGGAGAACGCAGCAGAACACUAUCAUGGGUUCAAAUACUUUGACUCUUGGGGGUGCCCAAUACCACACUUAAAAUAUAUAGACUCUUGGGGUUGCCCGAAGCCACUUGGGGCUGCUAUUCAGAAGUUACGUAAGAUCUACCACUCAGCCAUCAAGCCCAUGGAACAGGCCUAUAAGUACAACGAGCUCAGAGCACAUGAGAUCUCAGGCGGACGAACACUGGGGGAUGGGAACACAGAUGGGGAGAUCACCUCCAAGCCCAUGGUGUUGUUCCUUGGGCCCUGGAGUGUAGGCAAGUCCUCCAUGAUCAACUACCUGCUUGGCCUGAAGGACAGCCCCUACCAGCUGUACACAGGUGCUGAGCCCACUACCUCUGAGUUCACUGUGAUCAUGCACGGCGAGAAGACCCGCUCCAUAGAGGGUAUCGUCAUGGCGGCCGACAGCUCGCGCUCCUUCUCGCCCCUGGAGAAGUUUGGGCAGAGCUUUCUUGAGAAGCUGAUUGGCAUUGAGAUGCCCCACAAGCUGCUGGAGCGCGUGACCUUCGUGGACACGCCUGGAAUCAUUGAGAACCGCAAGCAGCAGGAGAGAGGCUAUCCCUUCAACGAUGUGUGCCAGUGGUUCAUCGAUCGUGCCGACCUCAUCUUUGUGACCUUUGACCCCACCAAGCUGGACGUGGGCCUGGAGCUGGAGAUGCUCUUCCGCCAGCUGAAGGGCCGUGAGUCCCAGAUCCGCAUCAUCCUCAACAAGGCAGACAACCUGGCCACCCAGGACUUGAUGCGUGUCUAUGGUGCCCUCUUCUGGUCGCUAGCACCCCUCAUCAACGUCACAGAGCCCCCAAGGGUCUACGUCAGCUCUUUCUGGCCUUUCGACUACGCACCCGACACCAGUCGCGAGCUGUUUAAGCGUGAGGAGAUCUCCCUCUUGGAAGACCUCAACCAGGUGAUCGAGAACCGCAUGGAGAACAAGAUCGCCUUCAUCCGCCAGCAUGCCAUCCGGGUGCGCAUCCAUGCACUUCUGGUGGACCGCUACGUUCAGACCUUCAAGGACAAGAUGAGCUACUUCAGUGACCCAGACCUGGUGUUCAAGGAGAUCGUGGACGACCCGGACAAGUUCUUCAUCUUCAAGUCCAUCCUGGCCAAGACCAACGUGAGCAAGUUCGACCUGCCCAACCGUGAAGCCUACCAGGACUUCUUCGGUGUGAAUCCGAUUGGCAGUUUCAAGUCCCUGUCCGCCCAGUGCUCCUACUCAGGCGGCUGCCUGCUGGACAAGAUCGAGAAGGCCAUCACCAGUGAGCUGCCAGGUCUUCUAAGCAGCAUCAACCCAGGCAAGGCCCCCCCCGGCCUGUCCUCCUGCGAGGCCACUGGAUGCGGAGACAAGCCUAAGAACCGCUAUCGGAAAAACUGACAGAAUACGAGAGAAAGGAGGAGGGAAGAGAAGAGAAAAAAGGAAGAAGAGGAGGUGUGAAGGAGUGAUAAAGGAAAAAGCGGAACGGUGACAUUGGUCAGACCCCUGAUCUUGUCAGACCCCUGGUCUUGUCAGACCCCGGUCUUGUCAGAAGCCUGUAAUGUUGUUGUUUGAGGAGACAGAGAAGGGUAGGGUUCAUUUAGAGGGUUGUUUCUCAGGAGAACAAGAGGUGGUGGUGUGUUGAGGGUUUGGGGAGAGGAAGAGAUGGAGGGAGGAAGGGUUUGUGUGUAUGAUUUGGCAGCUGAGAAUAAUAGUUGCUUGGAGAGAUGAGAAGAUUACAGAAUAACUCAUCUCCCUCCUCUCUUCCUUGCACAACCACAAUGAACUGUCUGUGAUUGCAGGAAAAAUAUGUAAAAUUGUAUAAAAAAAAAUAUUUGUGAGACUGAAACAGUCAACCACCAGCUCCCUUGUAUGUGAAUAAAAUGGGAAAUUGGAAACAGGAGUUGCCAAUUUGUUUUACAAAAUCUUAUUUGAAAAAAUGCAUUGCAGCAGGUCUCAAUUCUCUGCGACGUUCUUUGUCUUUCUUUUUGAAGUCUGGGUUCAGUCCUUUCCACAGACAUUAGAUCUGGAUCUUUUUUCUCCCCUAUGAAGGCAUUAUAAGCUCAGCCUUUAGGUGUAAUAACACUGUCAAGAUAUCUUUUAACACUGCAUGUUAGAUGACAGGUGGUAUUUAUUUAAUAACAGAUGAUAUCAUAGGUGCAUGUAUUUACCUUUCUCACUUUGAACUUUCAAUAAUGUUCCCUUAAACAACUGACAAACCUUAUGGUGCAGUCCCAACAAACUCUAUGUACGGUGCAGUAAGAUGGUCCACUCUCUUGGCCAUCUUUGUUUUAUAUGCUUCUUCUCACUCUCAGGUUGUUGACAGCCUGUGAUAUGAGCAGAGACGAAAGAGGAAGCAAGACAUCCUACUCCCUUAUUUUUUCUGGUUCAUAUGCAGUCCAUGAACUAAGUAGACCAGACCCAGCUGUUAUCACAUUGGUGUCUAUGGGAGAACACCCCUUAAGCAGACCGGAACUGUGACCAUUUUUUUCAAUGGUAAAAGGCCCGAGUGGGACAUCUUCAUUUAUCCACCAUCUUUGAUAUGAGCAGUGUCUUGAAUGCAGAUGACAGGGUCAUGAUCUUCACAUCCUAUUGGUGGUAGGGUGGGGUGAUGGGUGGGGGUUUGGGUGUACUCUGAUUCACUUCUUAACUAUGCUUACUUUGCUGUUGUUGUUUGAGUAUAUACAUUUGCUGGCUUAGUUGCCAGGUCUGUUUGUGCUUUAGCCCUUCUAUCAUAUCGCAUGACAAAGUACAAACAGAGAAGAGUUGGCUAAAGCACAAACAAGUCUGGCAACCCAUCCAUGAAUCUUCCAUUGUCUGAUAGGAAUUCAAUAUUGUAUUUCAAAGUUCUUUCUCCUUUAAAAUGAUACGCUUGCCAGCUUUUUAGCUGAAUGACCAACAGGAUAUAAAAGGGAAACAGGUUACACGAAUGAUGGAGAACCUUCUCAUGGUGUGACAGUAAAUAAACCAAAUGAUGUGUGUUUGAGUGUGACAUGUAUGUCUUUAUCCAUUUCUUCUGCAGGUUAGCGAGCCAUUUACAGGUCUUGUAAUAAUUAUGUAUCUUUCAACCCCAAUGUACAUAGUUCAACAUAGGUCAUUGAUUACACGAGUAGCCAAUCAUUACAAAACAUAGAUUGUUACACAGUUAUAUAUUUAUUACACAGUAUAAUGACACAUUGCAACACACAAAAACUAGUGCCAAGAGGUUGUAUUGGGUUUUCUGAGAAAGAUUGUUGAGUAACUCCCUCUCAGAGGAUGCAUCCUUUAGUUCAAGUUUAAUUUAUUGCCUUCAUGCGCUCUAGAACAGCAGAACUUCCUCUGCUCUUUAGGGAGAGGUAAAGAAGAGAAGUAGAAGGGAGGAGUGAACAGAUUCAUUACUAUUGGUAGCCCUUUGACCCCUGACCUCUGUGAGAGUUGAGGGCUAUGGGUAGAAGUCACCCAAAGGCUCAGAUCUAGGAUCAGCUUACCCUCACCUAACCUUAACCAUCAGGGGGAAGAAUGCAACACUGACCUCAGAUCAGGGUCUAGGUGCACCUUCAUCCUACUCUAAGCUGAGGCUGCUGAGCUGAACUCCAGACCUGAGGUCACUCCUCUCCUGCUACAGCCAGGUGGGGAUCAACUGGGGUCUAUUCAGUGAUGUGAAACAUUCUAAAUGUUGUUGAUUGAAGUAGAAUGAAUAGAGCUGACAUGAUUCCCUGUUCUAUCUGACAGGCAAUCAGAUUUGUUCUACUCAAAACAUUUCUAUCAGAUUUGUUCUACUCAAAACAUUUCUAUCUGAAUGUUCUGCAACAUUACAUCCUCUUGAACAGGCCUCUGAUGCUGCAUGGGAGGUGCAUGGCUCACGAACAACAUUAGAAUGAGUAAUUGGUGUCCUCAACUCUAUAGUUUGUAGUAGCAAUAAUCAUUUGGGGUGCCGGGUUCAAAAGGCAAAAUACACUGGACAAAAGGAAAAAUCUGGGAGUUUGAAUGUAUUUUUUUAGCAGCAGAGCGUUUUGGCAACAGCCUUCGUCUGAACAAUAUUAUUUUAUUCUCCACUAACAUUAGACGUCCAAUCCCUUCUGUUAACAAACUAGUCACUUAUCCUCACCCCGUCUUCCUAACCUUCACUAACUAUUGUUGAUCAACAGGCCCUACAAUGUUUUAUUGCAAAAAGGGAAAAAAGGAAGAAAUAAAUCUGUGAGAAUUUUCCUGCAGUAAUAAAAAAUGGAUUCCCCUAAAUAAAGCAUGUGUACAAUACUGUGCCUCUGUCA